This is a messenger RNA of Colletotrichum costaricense, 1260 nucleotides long. RefSeq lists its product as uncharacterized. Lineage: Eukaryota; Fungi; Ascomycota; Sordariomycetes; Glomerellales; Glomerellaceae. The record is from RefSeq and is a predicted model, not a curated record. The coding region runs from base 1 to 1260 and encodes 419 amino acids. The transcript is spliced from 3 exons.
AUGGAAAGCCCAAAUGCCCUCCGAGUUCGUCAGGCUAGUGGCAUAACACCGGCUCCAACCAUCAUCCCUGAAAAGUUUCCCCCUCUCACGUCGUCGGGGGCCGCUCUCGUUGCCACGGCGUCGAUGAUGCUCUGCUUGACCACAUGCUGGACCUUCUUCCGCGUCUGGGCCCGGAAGAUCACGAAGAUUCCCUACUUGACCGAAGACUAUCUUUACUUCACAGCUCAGGGAUUCCCUUCAACGCUCAAGUACGCGAUGAGAGCGCGGACACUGACUUUGAUAUUACGAACCGAAGCUGUAGUUGUAGGUGGCGCAGGCCAUGAUGUAUGGAACCUCAGCGACGAACACAAGUACCACUACUUUCGAAUAUCGCUCGCCACGCAAGUCCUCUACGCCGCGGCCUUGGGCUUCGUCAAGCUCAGCAUCACUUGGAUGCUCCAGCGCAUCUUCUUUGGUCACUCGACGGCGUUCCGGCUCUUUGCCUGGAUUGCCAUGGCGCUGUCGGUAUGCUGGGCUUUGUACACGGCUCUGAUAGGAUUUCUCAUCUGUCAGCCUGUACAGAUGGCAUGGGAUCCGAGCGUGCAAGGAACCUGCGGCAACCAUACCACGGCGUAUUCUGCGGUAGCGAUCUUCGAUAUCAUCACUGAUUUCAUUAUUGUCGGGCUUCCGAUCAAGUUUGUUGCCCAGCUGCAGGUUCGACGAGCGCACAAAAUUGCCCUAUAUGGAGUGUUCUGCGCCGGUUUCAUCACGGUUGUCUUCUCCUGUGUGCGACUCUACUAUGCUUACAACAUCGACUUCAUCAACGUCACCAAAGGCUUCGCCAUAGCCAGCGUCAGCGGCGUCUUGCAAGCCGGUAUCGCUGUCAUGGUGGCAUCUAGCCCAAUGCUCCGUCCCGUCUUCGAUCGUACGGUUGGUCGAGUGCUGGGUCUCAGCCUACAAAGUCAACGACGCGGCAACGGCGCGACUUCGAAUGCGACUGGCGGCAAUACCACUGGCAAUAGCGCGGCUGGGCUACACAAUAAACACAGCGCUCGAUCCGACGGCUUCAAGCAGAUGUCGGAAAGCGAAGAGCAUCUGGCGUGGGAGUUGAGGCACAUGAAGUCCGCAGCAGGUCGGGAUAGCUACAAUAUGGGGACCACGACGACUCAGGUCAAUGCGGAAACGAGCUCCGAUGACAGUACGGGCGAAGAGCGAAGGGGUCUGGAUGGCCCACGGACUGGGAGGAUCAUGGUCACAAAAACAACCGUAGUCAGUCGCUAG